Messenger RNA from Sclerotinia borealis F-4128, 1266 nucleotides. The record is from the annotation of a GenBank genome assembly. Lineage: Eukaryota; Fungi; Ascomycota; Leotiomycetes; Helotiales; Sclerotiniaceae.
AUGGCAACUCUUGGAGCAUGGAGCAAGAAGCACAAGGUGACGGUGGUUGGAUCUGGAAACUGGGGCUGUACCAUUGCAAAAAUCGUGGCAGAGAACACAAAGCAACAUUCCGAUUUAUUCGAGGAGGAAGUUCAGAUGUGGGUAUAUGAAGAAGAAGUUGCUAUACCAAAGGAUUCAAAACACUACGAUGCCUCCAACGAUACACCUCAAAAACUUACCUCGAUUAUCAACAAUUACCACGAAAAUGUGAAAUAUUUGCCAAAUAUCAAGCUCCCAAGCAACCUCAUCGCCAACCCUUCUGUAGAAGAUGCAGUUGCGAACUCCUCCAUUUUGAUCUUCAAUCUUCCUCAUCAAUUCAUCGGACGUAUUUCCAAACAACUCCAAGGACAUAUCCUUCCAUUCGCGCGUGGCAUUUCGUGUAUAAAGGGUGUCAAUGUGACGGCCUCGGAGAUCAGUCUUUUUAGUGAAUGGAUCGGUGAAGGAUUGGGAAUAUACUGUGGAGCACUUUCGGGUGCCAACAUUGCCAAUGAGAUUGCAUUGGAGAAAUGGUGUGAAACCACAAUUGCAUAUGAUCCUCCUCCAAUGGAUUCACGUGCUACAACUCCGACUGGACCCUCACCAUCAAGCUCUCAGGUCAAUCUUACUAUCACGCCGGCAGAUGAAGAACAUAAAGAUGUCAAGGGAAGAGUUAGCAAGACAAAGUUGAGGGCCGUACCAUCGGAAUAUCCGCCAUUGGAUCAUGCCUUGUUCAAGACGUUGUUCCAUCGUCCCUAUUUCCAUGUUCGCAUGGUUUCCGAUGUAGCAGGAGUCUCCCUUGGUGGAGCGCUCAAAAACAUUGUUGCAUUAGCUGCGGGGUUCGUUGAAGGUCGUGGUUGGGGAGACAAUGCUAAGGCGGCUGUUAUGCGAGUAGGCCUUCUUGAGAUGGUUCAAUUUGGCAAGGAGUUCUUUGGAGAAACUGUUCACACAGGUACCUUCACGGAAGAAAGUGCCGGAGUUGCUGAUUUGAUCACAAGUUGUAGUGGAGGACGAAACUUCAGGUGUGCGAAGCUUGCAAUCGAGAGAGGAGUUACAGUUGAUGAAGUUGAGAGCACGGAGUUGAAUGGACAAAAGUUGCAAGGAACGAGCACCGCAAAGGAGGUUAAUGACUUCUUGAAGUCUAGAGGAAAGGCGGGCGAAUACCCAUUAUUCACCGCAGUUAUCGAUAUCUUGGAGGGUAGAAACACUGUCGACGAUAUCCCGGACUUGUUAGCCAAGGCAGAUGAGUGA